Messenger RNA from Juglans regia (Persian walnut), 972 nucleotides. RefSeq lists its product as uncharacterized. NCBI's taxonomy places the organism in Eukaryota, Viridiplantae, Streptophyta, Magnoliopsida, Fagales, Juglandaceae. The record is from RefSeq and is a predicted model, not a curated record. The transcript has a single exon. Bases 1 to 972 code for a protein of 323 amino acids.
AUGGAAACAGAAGAUUUAGUAUCGCAAUGGGAGAAGCUACAUCUUUCCAAGGAGGAAAGCUCUUUCUUUCAUGUCAACCCAGAAACCUAUAUUGAGGAAGGUGCACGGGGCAAAAACUGUCUGGUGGGGAAGGCCUUAACUGAGAAGAGUGUUAACAGCGAGGGAUUUAGAGUCACAAUGUCUCAAAUAUGGAAGUUGGAGGGGUGGGUUAUUUUCAAGGAGUUGGGAGAACAAUGUUUUCUGAUAGAAUUCCAAAAGCUGACAGAUAAAGAGAGAGUCUUGAGUGGACGUCCAUGGUUUUUCGAUAGACACCUUCUAACCAUGAUGGAAGUGGAUGAAACAAUAUCCAUUCAUUCAUUACAGUUUCGGUUUGAACCCUUUUGGGUGCAGUUGCAUAAUCUGCCGUUAGCAACCAUGACAGAAGAGUUUGGUCAGCAGUUUGCAGAAGCAAUUGGUCAUGUUAUCAGAGUUGAAGCCGAGGCUGAUGGGCGAGCUUGGGGGAGGUGCCUCAGAGUAAGGGUAGCGGUGGAUCUCCAUCAACCUCUUCUGAGAGGGAAAUGGCUGAUGCUAGGUGAAAAACAACACUGGAUUCCCUUUAAAUACGAACGUUUACAGAGCUUUUGUUUCAAGUGCGGGGUGCUAUUUCACAAAGGAAGGAACUGCACAAGGACGAGAGCUGAGCAACAAGGCGAUGAACAAGCUUCAUACCAGUUUGGCCCCUGGUUACGAGGGCAACCCAGAAUCACAAACAUUUUUGACAGGCGUAGGUACGGUGGUGGUGGAGGUGGAAACCACCGCAAGGAUGAACAACAAGGAGACAGGGAUCGGUUUGAAUGUGAAGAACCAAGGUGCAAGGGCAAAGCUCUCAAAGUGGAAGUUUUGGCGGGAAAGCAGGACACGUCCCUAGCGGAAAAUGAGGAAGAAAAGAAGCAAGGGUCCAAUCCCAACCACCAGCAGAAGAAGCAACAGUAG